This is a messenger RNA of Uranotaenia lowii, 3363 nucleotides long. RefSeq lists its product as uncharacterized. The coding region runs from base 149 to 931 and encodes 260 amino acids. The transcript is spliced from 3 exons. NCBI's taxonomy places the organism in Eukaryota, Metazoa, Arthropoda, Insecta, Diptera, Culicidae. The record is from RefSeq and is a predicted model, not a curated record.
UUGCCACAGCAGAGCUUGGUUCGGAAAGCACCGAUUUCACCGCAUCCUCGGCGGUCAGCGGAAAAGGAAAGUGCACUGUUGGUUUCCCGGAAGGUUUCCCGGAAGUGCGCCUGUGUGGCCCCAUCGGCUCGGCGUUUCUUUGGCCUUGAUGACCAUUAGUGCACGAGGAACAAACGUGGUUCUGCUACGGAAAUCGAAGCUCGGCAUUGAUUGCUGGGUUAUUUGUCGUGGGUCGAAGUUGUGCGAGGAUCCUUGGAGAAGAAGGAACAGGAAAGGAAGGCAAAGAGUGCUCUGUCCUCAUCGACAGCCAAAAGUGCACCCACAGGGCGACCUGCUCGGUCCUCAUCGACUGCCGGAAGUGCACUUACAGAGCGUUUCGCGCUGUUCUCAUCACCAGCAGAAAAUCGGAACGAUUUCAACAACAGCUCAACGGAAGCACGCAGAAAAGUGCAUCACAUUGGUCGACCGAUUGCAACAAGUGAAUAGCGGGUGGUGCGGAUCCUGCUGUGCGCCUCAAGCGUGCACCGGGGCAAGGUGCAUUCAUGCAUCUUCCGAGCAUCCGUCCCAAGAGAAUUCCCGAUCAGGUCGGAGUGGAACACACGGGAAUCAGUUCGACGGUUCGAGGCGGAGAAAACAGGGACAUGAAAUUCAACUCGCCACUGCCAACCUGCAUGCAUCGAAGCCAACGAGAUCAACGAAGCAACACAGCACCGAGCAGCAGCAGCCAAAACAAUUCAUUGAAACCCCUGUGACUGCCGAGCACGAUUCUCAUUCGUCGGUACGGACGGACCCCUCCGGAUUUGAUCCACCAUGCACUCAUCUAACAGGAACAGUCGGACUAACAUGCAUAGCUCCCUACCUAUUACCACAGAGAACAGACGUACAAGCUAGCCCACGAAAGUUGUGUAAAAUUUACAACGACCGUUUUUAACCAAUUUCUGUUUUUUGGCUGGGCCACCAGAUGUCUCCAAACACACCAAAGAGAACUGUCAAAGCCAAACUGAGAAAAAAAACAAAAUUUUAGUCAGUUUUGAACAGGUUUUAUGAACUGUUUUUCAUGUUUCGGGAGAAUCGCUUUUGAUGUUUCGUAACACUUUCGUCACGUUGCAUAAUGGAAAAAUAUCUUAAAAGUAGAUCGCUAUUUCCUUAAGGUAGAGGUACUGAAUUUUUAACAAUGGGAUGCAAAAGUGAUACCGUGAACGGCCCUAAUUCUGCGCAGUUAAGGAUUUUUCAAAUGUUUUAUGUUAUAAAAAAUUUACCUUUCAAUAAAUAUCCUCAAAAUUUUGUGUACAGUUGGGCUAACUAACAAACUUAACGGCAAAAAUAAUCAGAGCUCGAUUUUGGAACAAAAAUGUGAAUUAUUUACAACAUUUGGGAAAAAUGCAAGUGGCCCUUAUUCUGCGCACUAUUUUCUAUUUGUUCCGAAUUCUGCGCAUAUGUCCCAUAUUCUGCGCACCCAAAUAAAACCAAUAUACCCCUCCGUACUGAUAAGACCAACAUUUAAUUUACUUAAAAUGUAUUAAAAAGCAUGUUUAACGCUAUUGCAAAUUGCAAAAAAAAUAAAAAAGGACCAAUUCAAGCCUUGGAUCUUUGAAGCUUAUGUGACACUUUCUUUCACUGUUUCUUACAGAUGCAUUUUUCCUGCAGCUCGCUUACCAAAUAUUUGUUGACCGAUCAUGUUGUUCGCCGGAUCUGGUCAAACUAACUUGUUUCGUUGGUGUGCAGUGCAGACUAUUCCGACAUACAGAAGCAGUUCCGGCGGGUCACAAAAUCGCUCCAGCUGGGGGAACUACGCGCUGCUUCAUUUGGCUUACUAUCAGUCAGUAUCAGUUAGUCAACGAGUGCGAGUAAGCGGGUGAAUCGAGAGAAGCUUCGCGUAGUUCCCCCAGCUGGGACGAUUCCGCGGCCCGCCGGAACCGCUUGUGUAUGUCGGAACAGUCUGUACAGUUGGAACUGAACGAUUAACACGCGAACACGAUAGAGAACGGAAAUCAAGAUUUUCUAUUUUUUGUCAACAAAACAUGUAGAUUCGAAGGGAUUCCUAAGAAACUCCCAACAACUUUACGGAUAUCCAAUCUUCAUAAAACUUAUUAGAAAACUGUAAUUAAACGUCUCCUAACUCCCUGCAUUCAAUUCCUUGCAACAGUUGCAACUUAAACAUCAGUUCACUCCGGUGCUUUUCAUUCUGCGCAUUAGGAACAUAAGUAAACAAAUGGUGUCAAAUUCUGCGCAUUGCUUAAAUCAUUGUUUUGAUUUGAAAAACCAUUUUAUAUAAAAUUUUUUUGGCAGUCAUGUUCAGAAUGAUUUUAUCUUUCACGUAAAGGCAUUUCCAAUGAGAAAAUUCUGUUUAAAACGGUUUCAUUUGAUCUUUCUGUUUUCCUAACGCUUAAGCUGUACUGCUAACGCCGGCCAUUUUUCGACGUUUGCUUCCUACAUUUAUUUUGAUUUAUUCAUCAGUUUUCAAAAUAAUUGGAAGCGUUUUGAAGAUAAACAGUGACUGAAGAGAUUCAGCUUUUUUCAUGAAUAUUUUGUUCAUCACAUCUUGAAUUAUUUCUGUUUGAAUAUGAAAAUGCGCAGAGUUUGGGACUGCGCAGAAUUUGGGCCGUUCACGGUACUUGAAAGUAACCCGCUUUGAGAUGUCUAUAAUCAGUUCUGAUGGAUAAUACUGAUCGCCAAGAAUGUUCCUAAUUGAAUGGAUAUAGCAGACUGUCUUCUGUCUGACGAUAACCGGUCAAGAAGUGCAAAAAUUUAUCCCAAAACUAUUAGUUGUUUUAACUGCCUCAUCAGUGCAAAAAUAAAGGCAGUGAAAUUCUGUCCAGUCGAAAGUAACUUUUCCAGCAAUCAAUCGAACCCGUCUAUUUUAGAGCGGCAUUAGUUUAAUUAUUAAUGAGUUCAUUAGCAAUUACGCCUAUUCGAAAACUGGGUACCUGAAUAUUUGAUCUGUAACUUUUGAACGGCACAAUAGAUGGCACUGUUUCAAGUUAAUUUUCAACGUAUUUUUUGGAUGUCGGCAUUUGAAAUUUUACACACUUUUUUGAAGAUUUUUUGUUCGAGCUUGUACGUCUGUUCUCUGUGCUAUUACAUCGGUGCAUUCUAGAAGAAAGGCGGACCAUUACUUUCGUCCAGCAGCUACAACAUAACGUGGGUUGGCCAGCGAUUAGUGAGGAUAAGUUGGCCAUAACGUGCCAACUCAUCCUCACACGAAGAAUUCCCGAUAAAAAAGGCAUUUUAAUGCGAAUAAAUGAAGCAUAAAUAAAAUUCAUUGAAACCGAAUCUAUAAAUCCGAAAAUCAAUAACAAUUUUGCUUUCGUUUGAAUUGAAACAAAGAAAUGAAUUCAAAUCAUACAAAAUCGUUAAUUUCUA